Molecule: messenger RNA, 1315 nt
Organism: Paramormyrops kingsleyae
Lineage: Eukaryota; Metazoa; Chordata; Actinopteri; Osteoglossiformes; Mormyridae
Source: RefSeq, a predicted model, not a curated record
CUCUGGCAUUAACCCCAGCACAGAAACUGUGCCCUGUGGGCUUCAUGGAAUGGGCUUCCAUGGCCGAGCAGCUGCACGCAAGCCUCACAUCGCCAAGUGUAAUGCCAAGCAUCGGAUGGAGUGGUGUAAAGCACACUGCCACUGGACUCUGGAGCAGUGGAAACGUGUUCUGCGGAGUGAGGAAUCACGCUUAUCUGUCUGGCAGUCUACGAGUGCGGGUUUGAGGAGAAUGCCAUCAAACACCUUUGGGAUGAACUAGAGUGGAGAUUGAGAGCCAGUCCUUCACGUCCAACGUCAAUGCCUGACCUCACACUUGCUCAUAGACAGACACACCCCACAGUCCUAUAGAAAGCCUUCUCAGAAGAGUGGCAGCUGUUACAGCUGCAAAGGGGGACAAACUCUACAUUGAUGCCUAUGGAUUUAGAGUGUGAUGUCAUAAAAGUUCCUGUAGGUGUAACGGCCAGGUGUCCCAGUACUUUUGUCCUUGUAGCGUUUGAUGUAUUGAUGAAUUCUGUAAGUAUCCUGUGCAGUGAUGGCCUGCUUCUUGUUUCCAGUCGGACUGAACUCGGUGCCGUGGUAACGGCCUCUCUCCCCUCUUCCUGCAGAUGACAACAGACUCAGCAGGCUGAGCUUCCAGGAUGCCGGGGCUAAGACGGAGCAUGACGGGGCCUCCUUGGGCUCCCGGGACGCCACAGAGGGGCUCAAGCCAAGACCAUGCGAUGCCUCUGCAGAUUCUGAGGGUAGCCCGGCCCCUGGCUUCGACACACAGGCCGCCGACGGCAGCCCGGAUAUGGAGAUGGCGCUGGACAACCAGGACUGCGAUGACAAUAAUGCUGCCACAGACAGCUCCACCUGGAGCCCUGAGGAGCAGACCGGGGGGGAGGGGCCGGCCGGGACCCCGCCUCCCAGCAGCCACCAGCCCAUCUCCAAGUGUGGCGACCUCAUCGUCAUCCUGGAGUACAAGGCGUUGCCGCGGAGGCUGCUGGUCACCGUGGUGACGGCGCGGGACAUCCCAGACAAGGAGCGUAGCGGCGUCGACUCCUGGCAGGUGCACGCCGUGCUGCUGCCGUCUAAGAAGCAGCGGCACAAAACGGGCGUGCAGCGGGGGCCGACGCCCCUCUUCGGGGAGACCUUCCGCUUCUCGCAGCUGGAGCCGGCCGAGCUGCGCAGUUGCGCCCUGCGCUUCCGCCUCUACGCAGCGGGGAGGAUGGUGCGCGAGCGCAUGAUGGGCGAGACGCUGUUCUACUUGAAGGACUUGACCCUGGAGGCCGAGAUGGAGGCCUGCUUAAUGCUGGCACCCCGGAGCAACAUGAAG